AUGUGUGGUAAUGCUCAACCUUUCGAGCUUAACUCGCGGCGCGAGGGUGAAUCGCGGUUCGGUUGGAUCGAUCGCCCCGGGCGACGCCCCGACGACAACCCGAAAGUCGCAAUCGUGAUAAUCAGAUUGACUACGGUCAUCGUCGACUCUUUCGCGACUUUAGAACUAAAGAGCAUAUUGAAUUCCAAAAGCGAGCGUCAAAUUUGGAUCACGAGCGUGGCGGACUUCCUGAGGUUUCUCUCCAUUCAGAGACACGACUACGUCACGGAAACGGUUUCGGAGGCUCACAGGACGUGGCUGCAGAAGAUAUUCGCCUCGCCGGACCCCGCGGCCCGACCGCAUCUGAUCAAGUAUUCGGUCGGCAAAAUGGCCUCUCUGGUCAAAUAUUGGAUGAGACAAUCGACCGAGACGGGAGACGACGAGUGCGACAAGUUGAUCAGAUGCUUCUGGCAAAACUUUGGAGCGACCGUCGUCGCGCAGAUAGACGCCGUCUCGACGUCCGACGACGACGUCGCCGCUCUGCUGAACCUGCACACGAUAGCCUUCGAGUCGUUGAGCGCCGGAGACGGAAGGAGCGAGAAGGCGUUGCGCUUCGACGACGAACCGGCGCCCGAGAGACGCGACGCGGGCCCCGAGGACGAGGUGGUCGCGGAGCGCUUCGCGCGCGGAGUCACCGAACUCCUGAGCGUCGGCUGCCGCGCGUGGCUGGACUGCGCGGAGAGUAGGGAGCUCCGCGCCGUCUUCCCGCCGCUGGUUUCGGCGCUGCGCCGGCUGGGCGACGAGAGGUUGUUCGUCGAGGUGGCACGGGCGAAGGUCGGCGGAGGCCCCUACGCGUUGUACGAGCGGCUCUGGCGCGACUGGCUCCGCGGGGAGACCCUGCGGUGCCGCGCACUCGUGCAGCUGCUGUUUCUCACCGCGACCCAUUUCACCGACCGUGAACUGGAACUCGCGUACGACUCUUUCGACGGGAUGUCGCCGGUCGUAGUGGAGUGGAUCAUCUCGUCGUCGCUGGAGCUGCGCCGACGGGCGGCCGGCGAGUGGCUGCGGGGUCGUCUCGUGGCCGCGACGCUGGUCUCGCUGAGUCGCCGUCGACGACCCGACGCGGACCGACUCGUGCUGGACUGCAUCGAGCCUCGCGACGGAGAGGUGCGCGUGAGCGAGGAGGCCGUCGCCGGGGUGGUGCGGGCGCUGAGCGAGCCGCCCGUGCGCCGUCGGGCCGCCGCCGACGUCUGCCGGACCCUGGCCGGCACCGAGCGCGCGUCCGUCGCGAUUCCUCUCGCCGAGCUGCUCUUCGACUGCAGCCUCGAUACGGUCGUCAGAGACGGAGACGGGGGUCCCGCGGAGGGCGACGAGCUCGAAGAGAGCGGAGAAGAGGGCGAAGGCUGGCGCAGCCUCUGCGGGCCUCGCCUCGCGGCGCACGCGCGGCGUCGCCUACACGCUUUGCUGGUGAACACAGACGAGAACCUCGACGCGGCCCGAAUAGAGCGCUGGGUGUCCCUCUGCCCGCCUCUGCUCGCGGCCGGCGACCUCGUGGAGACGGCGAAGGGUCUGUUCGCCGUGGACGUCGAGAGGUCGACGAGAACGGUGGACGCCUUCGCCCUUCGCGCGGAUUUCGUCUCCGGCCGCCUGUUCUGUCCCGGCGGGGACGAACGAACCCGAGGUCUCUCGGAAAUCGUCGAAAGGGAGGAGACGGAGGACUGGAGGGACCCCGAGUCGCGGGACGUUGUUCCGUUCGUUCGGGCGCUCGUCUUUCGCUCGGGUCUGUUGCGCGAAAUGCUGAGAUGCCGGAGCGUGCAGGCGGAGGCGCCGACCGGAGAGUACAUCCGAGAGGCGUUCGCGGAAGUCUUGCACGGCGCGGCCUCACUGGGCUCCUUCUGCGAGGGAUACGUUCACGCCCCGUUCUACGAAAGCGUGAAACGCUGCAAGGAACGGGUGGACGCCGCGAUCGACGAAGCGAUCUCGCUGCUUCGGGAGGAGGACGCGAAGGUGUUGGCGGAGUCUUUGACACGACGGGCCUUCGACGCCGGCUACUACUGGGCCUUCGCCCGCGUCCUGUACCUCGACAGGACGAGGACGAAGGGGAUCGAGGGGGGUCCGGGACGAGCCCGGCGGAGACGCGGGUUCCGACGGGGCCGUCUUAGACCCGCUUUUGCUGGACAAGAUCGUGACUCGCAGUGGCUUUUUCCACGUGAUACAGGUCUGUCUCCGGUUGUAUUCUUCGAACGUGUUCAAGGCGGAGUGCGAGGACGGUACUUGGCGGCGAUCCGAGGCUGGUACUUGGCGCAGGGCUUCGCCUCCGAUCGCGCCGCCUCGGAGCGCAAAGAGCUGUUCGUGCGCAAGCUGGCCUCCGCGCUGGCGUCGUCCGGCCUCGAGCCCCUCAUGGACGACUACUACAAGUACUGCGACAAGAUGUUCAACGACAGAGACUACUGGAAGGUGCCCUGGAGCGUCGUGAGCUGCGAGAUCGCCGUGCUGGAUCUGCUGCGCGAGGCGGUGGAGGCCGACGCCUGGGAACUGGACGCCGCCACCUGGGACUUCGCCAACAUCGCGCUCUGCUCGGCGCUCGCCUCUCUGGCCGGAACGCCCUCCGACCUCCUACCUCGCAGUAAAGUGGCCGCGGCGGGUCGAGCCGCCCUCGGGCUCUUCGCGAGCGUGGCCGGAUUCGUGGAGAACGUCCGAGCCGAGAGCGAGCGCCGCCGGCCGAGCGCCCACGUCGCGUCGCUGCCCGGCGAGUGGCGGGACAUCUUCGCCCCGGCCGCCCACACCGACGUUCUGACGCUGCAGGCUCGAAUCCUCGAGCGCGCCGUCGCGCCGGGCCGAGGCCGACCGUCGGCGGGCGAGGCGGCGCUGACGGACGCGGCGGCGGCGGCGCUUCCCUUCGUCCGCUGGGAGCUGGCGCCGGCGGCGCGACGAGACGCCGACCUGUCGCUGGUGAGGCUGACCGGCACCGCGCUCGAGGCGCUGUCGCGCGACUCGUCGGCGCCGGUCCACCGCUUGGCCUACGCCGCGCUCGCGACUCUCGCCAAGCCGCUCGUGCUCGAAGACGUGGCAAAGUUGAAAUCGGCCAGCGAGCGAGAGAGCGACGAAGAGGACGUGAAGGUCUCCCUCUCGCUCAAACCCUACUUGACGGCUCUGAAGCGACGCGCGCCCGACCUGUUGCCGGCCGACGGGUGUUCCGACGAGGAGCCCCCGGCCGAGUGGUGGGGCGGCGCCCGCGGGUUUCUCCUGACGGCGCUGGCCGCCCUCCGCCACGCCGAUCUCGCGGGACGAGAUCUCGUCCACCACUACGUGGAAUGCCUCGGGGACAGCGAGACGAUCGGGGACGUCCUGACCGUGGCCGGGCGGGCGCUCCCGGCGGAGGCGAGGCGCGCCUCGGGCCCCGACGGAGGAGCUCUGCCGCCCCGAGUCGCCGACUAUUUCACCUCGGACCCUCCUCUCGCCGGCCCGGGUCUCUCGGCCGACGCCGACGAGCGGACGACCGCGGGGCGCGUGGCCUGCCGCGUCGUGACGUGCGCGGCGAGGAGCGCCGGGGCGGCCGUGAGGGCCCACUGGAGCGCGUCGAGUCCCCGGAGCGCCGACGCUCUUCGGCGCCUCGUCGCGCUCGCGGUCGCGCCGUCGCUGAUCGAGGAGCAGCUGCGGCGCCUCAAGGAGCGCGCCCGGGAGGACCUGGAGGACGUUGAGGUGACGGUGUCGCGCGCCGGCGGCCAGGGCGAGGUGCGGGCGCGGGCGCGCGUGGAGGAGCGCUGGGCGGAGGUGACGGUGACUCUGAGCGCCGCGCACCCUCUGGAGCCGCCCCGCGUCGAGGCGCCGCCGCAGCGUUCGCCGGCCGCUUCGCAGUUGCACUGGGUGCGCGUGUACCUGGCUUACCAGAACGGCUGGCUCGUGACGGCGCUGCGCCUGUGGAGCGAGGCCCUGCGCUGCCGCGUGGACGCCGCGGCGCAGUGCUACAUCUGCUACUGCCGCCUGCACCCGACCACCGCGCGGCUGCCCAACGUGCCCUGCCACACCUGCAACAACCGCUUCCACUCGGCCUGUCUCCGCAAAUGGUUCAAAACUAGUAAGAAGUCCAACUGUCCACUGUGUAGAACAGUGUUCUAG
This is a messenger RNA of Pieris macdunnoughi, 4098 nucleotides long. The record is from the annotation of a GenBank genome assembly. Lineage: Eukaryota; Metazoa; Arthropoda; Insecta; Lepidoptera; Pieridae.